This is a messenger RNA of Cololabis saira (Pacific saury), 9473 nucleotides long. RefSeq names its product misshapen-like kinase 1 (gene mink1). Gene Ontology annotation, biological process: protein phosphorylation. Bases 1026 to 4934 code for a protein of 1302 amino acids. The record is from RefSeq and is a predicted model, not a curated record. Gene Ontology annotation, molecular function: ATP binding; protein kinase activity. NCBI's taxonomy places the organism in Eukaryota, Metazoa, Chordata, Actinopteri, Beloniformes, Belonidae. The transcript has 32 exons.
GACUAAACCUGGAGGUGGGAGGGAGGACCUGGGUGGCAAAACAUGGCGAAAUAACAAGUUUCGCCCUUUCUCCGCAGGUAGAAACUGCGCUGGACUGCGUUUAGUUGUAUUUAUGAUCACAUUUGCACUCGGGGCGGCGGUAAACUUGCAGAAGAGGGCCAGAUAAGUGCUGCGGCGGCUGGCCAGGACACAGUGGCCGCCUGUGUUUUCCCCGGAAGGCUGGCGGUGCUGGGCGCGACUGUCAACACGGAUGAAAUAAAAGAGCGAAAGUUUAUUCUGGAAAAGGAAAAAUCUUAGCCGCGGCCGCGCGCACCUGAGGCGGUUCGGACGCGGGCGCGCGCGCUGGCAGAACCUGACGGAUCAUUUCAAGUCGCGGGGAAGAGUUUGGACAACUGCGCACGCAAGGGGGGAGCCGUGUGCUUGUUCUGUAUUUAUUUAUUCACCAGUCCUUUUCACAGCUCGUAAUUCUUCCAGGGAAAUAGGGCUCAUAAUGCCAGCCUGAGGCUCGGUUCUGGUGCUGUGCGGACCGACCCGGACGCCAUCACAUCAGACGUUGCGUUGCAGAGCCGUGACUGCUGUUUUUCUACUUUUAUUGGCACAACGAGGACUAUCCCAGUGGGACAUUAGACGUUUAGUUUUCUUUUCCUCGGCGUGCGUCAUUUACGCAAAUGUCUCGUCAGAAUAAACGCAGCAAGGUGGAGGUGCGUUUAGGUUUGUUGUGAUGGCUGCCUAACAGCGACGGAAACAGCUCUCUCAAAUAUCUACACUGCAUUCCUUUCAUUUAGUGCGUAGUUUUUGUUUGUUUUAAACCUGAUAUUUAAUUGUUGGGAGGAAACAUUAUAUCCGUCGGCCAGGUUGACGUGGGCUAGCCAGCUGGGAGCGUCUGUGCCAGCUCGGACAUGGAUCUGCUCGUCUAGGAUUUAUCCCAGAAAGCCGGUUUACUGUACAAUCUGCAUACAAUAAGCCAUUCUAAACUGAAAAGCAGCCCCGAAGUUGUACUUGUUACGUCACAAGUUUCUGCAAGUAUGUCUGAAAACGCCCCCACACGAAGCCUGGACGACAUCGACCUCGCAGCUCUGCGGGAUCCGGCAGGAAUCUUUGAGCUGGUCGAGGUUGUUGGCAAUGGCACAUAUGGACAAGUGUACAAGGGGCGUCACGUGAAGACAGGCCAACUGGCCGCCAUCAAGGUGAUGGAUGUCACAGAGGAGGAAGAGGAGGAGAUCAAAGCAGAAAUCAACAUGCUGAAGAAAUACAGCCACCACCGCAACAUAGCCACGUAUUACGGUGCCUUUGUCAAGAAGAGUCCACCAGGACACGAUGAUCAACUCUGGCUGGUGAUGGAGUUUUGCGGCGCGGGAUCAGUGACCGACCUGGUGAAAAACACCAAAGGCAGCUCUCUGAAGGAGGACUGGAUUGCUUACAUCUGCAGAGAGAUCCUGAGGGGCCUUGCUCACCUCCAUGCCCAUAAAGUGAUCCACAGAGACAUCAAAGGCCAGAACGUGCUGCUGACGGAGAAUGCAGAGGUCAAGCUUGUUGAUUUUGGGGUAAGUGCUCAGCUGGACAGGACUGUUGGACGGAGGAACACCUUCAUUGGAACUCCUUACUGGAUGGCACCAGAGGUCAUUGCCUGCGAUGAGAACCCUGACUCCACCUAUGACUACAGGAGUGACAUUUGGUCCUUGGGGAUAACGGCCAUUGAGAUGGCAGAGGGAGCUCCUCCCUUAUGUGACAUGCAUCCAAUGAGGGCCCUCUUUCUGAUUCCUAGGAACUCCCCACCGAAACUUAAAUCCAAAAAAUGGUCCAAGAAGUUUUUUGACUUUAUAGAGGGUUGUCUUGUGAAGACGUACGCCAGUCGACCAUCCACAGAGCAGCUGCUCAAGCAUUCGUUCAUUAGGGACCAGCCCACUGAACGCCAGGUCCGAAUUCAGCUAAAAGACCACAUUGACCGAACACGCAAGAAGAGGGGAGAGAAAGAAGAGACAGAAUACGAGUACAGUGGAAGUGAUGAAGAGGAUGAAAAUCGUAGAGAUGAUCGAGAGUCAAGUUCAAUAGUGAAUGUACCUGGGGAGUCCACCCUGAGGCGGGACUUCCAGCGGCUGCAGCAGGAAAACAAUGAGCGCACACAAGAGGCUCACAAGAAGCUGCAAGCCCAACUGGCGGCUCAGCGCCGGGACCCCGAGGAGCACAAGAGGCAGCUGUUGCACGACCGACAGAAACGCAUAGAAGAGCAGAAGGAACAGCGCCGUCGACUUGAAGAGCAACAGAGGAAAGAGCGAGAGAUGGUGAGGCAGCAAGAAAAAGGUCCCCAUCGGAGACUUGACGAUAUGAGACGGGAGGAAGAUCGAAGGAUGGCAGAAAGGGAGCAGGAGUUUAUCAGGCAUAAGUUAGAAGAAGAGCAGCGACAGUUAGAAAUCCUUCAGCAGCAGCUGCUUCAGGAGCAGGCACUGCUCAUGGAGUAUAAGCGUAAACAGCUGGAGGAGCAGCGUCAGUCGGAGCGGCUGCAGCGGCAGCUCCAGCAGGAGCAUGCCUACCUGGUCUCCCUGCAACAGCAGCAGCAAGAAAAGAAGCCGCAACUUUAUCACUACAACAAAAACCUAGAGCCCAACAACAAGCCCACGUGGGCCCGCGAGGUGGAGGAGCGAAGUAAACUCAACAGACAGGGUUCACCCAAGAUCUGCACUACGGUCUCUGAUACUGCCAUCCAGUCGAGGUCUGACUCCAUCAGCCAGUCAGGAGUGGUCCAGUCUGCACAGACUCCGCCGAUGCAGAGGCCCGUUGAACCCCAGGGGGGGCAGGGCAAGUUCCAGAUGGCUCACUUGGUCCCGCUGAAGCCUUACGCUGCUCCCGUCCCUCGCUCCCAGUCCCUCUGUGACCAGCCCACUAAGAACAUGUCCGCCUUCCCCACCCAGGACCCCUCCCUCACCCCCGCUCCCCGGCCCGUCCACUCCAGGGAGCUCGUGCGGCAGAACUCGGACCCCACCUCUGAAACUCCAGCGCCGCAGGUGCAUCAGAUCAGGGAGGAUCGUGGCCCCUGGAUCCGCCUGCCAGAUGUCGAACUCCCACCGAAGGUUCCCCAGAGAACCGCAUCUAUUGCAACUGCUCUGAACACCAACCUGCACUCUGGCAUCAGGCAUCCAGUCAGGGCCAGCAAUCCAGAUCUCAGCCGCAAUGAUCGCUGGGAGAGAGGAGACAGUAUGAGCAUCAUGUCCAAUCUGCCUCAGACGGGUUCUCUGGAGAGGCAUCGCAUCCUCAGCUCCUCCAAAAUGGAUUCCCCUAUUCUGUCUCACGAAAGCCGUCAUAAGCCUGGGGAGUCUCGGACCUCCUCUCGCCCCGGUCGCCCCGCUAGUUACAAGAGGGCUAUAGGGGAGGACCACGGCCUCUACGCCAAGGAGCGCGCAGAGGAACCACCAAGGCUCCCGGUCAAGGCCAAUGACUACCCGCCCUCCUCUUCGGAAAGCAGCGAAAGCAGUGACGAAAGUGAGAGUGGCGACGGCCCGGAGGAGGACGAAAGCCCAACAGAUCGUCACAGGGAUGCAGAUACUGAUUCGGUCAACACGAUGGUGGUGCACGAAGAUGAAGCUGAGGUGGGAGAAGGAGAACAAGCUGGAGUGUACGGAGAUCAGACCAUGCUGGUGCAGAGAACCCCAGAGAAGAGGAGCCAUAAUGGAUACACCAACCUGCCAGAUGUGGUGCAGCCCUCCCACUCCCCCACUGAUUCAGCCUCUCACUCCUCUCCGGGGAAAGACUCUGUUUAUGAUUAUCAGUCCAGAGGGUUGGUGAAGGCAACUGGCAAGUCUUCCUUCACCACCUUUGUGGAUCUUCGCAUGUACCAGUCACCAGGAGGUACGGGAGACAACAUGUCUCUAAACGGCUCCCGGUUUGAACAGCUGAAGAUGGAGGUGAGGAAGGGAUCCAUGGUGAACGUCAAUCCCACCAACACGCGUCCUCCUAAUGACACUCCGGAGAUCCGCAAGUACAAGAAGAAGUUCAACUCGGAGAUCUUGUGUGCUGCACUUUGGGGUGUGAAUCUGCUGGUGGGCACAGAGAACGGCCUGAAGCUGCUGGACCGCAGCGGCCAGGGAAAGGUUUACCCCCUCAUCAACUCCCGCAGGUUCCAACAGAUGGACGUCCUCGAGGGCCUCAACCUGCUCAUCACCAUAUCAGGCAAGAAGAACAAGGUGCGUGUCUACUAUCUGGCGUGGCUGAGGAAUAAGAUCCUCCACAACGACCCCGAGGUGGAGAAGAAGCAAGGUUGGACCACGGUGGGGGAGAUGGAGGGCUGCGUGCACUACAAAGUUGUGAAAUACGAGAGGAUAAAGUUCCUGGUCAUCGCUCUGAAGAACGCGGUGGAGGUUUAUGCCUGGGCGCCCAAACCUUAUCAUAAAUUCAUGGCCUUCAAGUCUUUUGCAGACUUGCCCCACAGGCCUGUCCUGGUGGACCUGACGGUGGAGGAAGGCCAGAGGCUGAAAGUCAUCUAUGGUUCCUGUGCCGGUUUCCACGCCAUUGACGUGGACUCGGGCAACAAUUAUGACAUUUACAUCCCCGUUCAUAUCCAAAGCCAUAUUAUUCCACAUGCCAUCGUGUUCCUUCCCAACUCGGAUGGGAUGGAGAUGCUGCUGUGCUACGAGGACGAAGGCGUCUACGUUAACACCUAUGGACGCAUUAUUAAGGACGUUGUCCUGCAGUGGGGCGAGAUGCCCACGUCUGUCGCUCAUAUCUGCUCGAACCAGAUCAUGGGCUGGGGAGAGAAGGCCAUCGAGAUCCGUUCGGUGGAGACGGGCCACUUGGACGGUGUCUUCAUGCACAAACGAGCUCAGAGGCUGAAGUUCCUUUGUGAGAGAAAUGAUAAGGUGUUCUUUGCCUCGGUGCGUUCUGGAGGAAGCAGCCAGGUCUACUUCAUGACCCUGAACAGAAACUGCAUCAUGAACUGGUGAAGGAACCGCGGCUCGGGGUCAGUGAGUGCGGAGCCCGGCAGGGCCCGAAGAACCAAGUGCACCCCAAAUUCUUGCAAAUGCAUGCACGCAAAUGUGAACAUCAGUCUCUCCUCCUCUACCGCUCACUCGCGCCCAAACACUCGUACUGCAGAGAUAAACACACGGCCUCAAACAACAAACACUACAUCCACAGCCGGUCUCGAUAUCCACCUCAGCCUACACUCCUUAAGAUGCAGUGCCUACAGAGGCCCCCCCCCCCCCACGACGUUCUGCCCAGAAUCAUCAUGCAGAAUCGCUGACGAGCUUCAAAUGUCAAUAGCGUGUAUUAAUUUGAACUGUGUAUAUAUUCUUGCUCGGUUUCAUUUUCUUGGUGGACCUGUGUUCAGUUAUAACUAUUUAGUUCAUAAUUGUGAAGUAUGGUAACAUUCCACAAUGGCUCUACAGUACAUUUAACGGAAACUUUAUGUCAGAAUAAAUGUGUAAAUAGGUAGCACAUGGGGCUUAGAUGGAAAUCAUUUGCAGGCGUCUCCUGCAGCGACUGUUCACAGGGAUGUUGGAUGAUAAAUGCUGGAGCUCCCAUCUGCUGUGGCGCCGCAGCGGCCUCGGGUAGCUGGCCUGAGUUUCUUUUAGUUAAAUACUCCAUCCUGAAGCCCUAUUUCCUCCACUUUUUUUUUUUUUGUGGCCCAAAUGGCCAAUGAUGUAAAUCUUAAACAUGACAAAUAGAUCGUCAGAGCUGCAAAAGCAAAAUAAAUUUCAAUUUGAAAGAAGAAAUGAUAAAAACAUCCUGAACGUUUAGAAUCAGUGCAGUGAAAUCGCCUGCUUUGCUUUCCUCAACGAAACCAUGAAUUAUAUCAUGUUAGACAUUGAAAUCUCUUGUUUUCAUAGAUUUAUAAAAUACACAAAUUUGAUAUUUAAAUGUAGUGACAAUGUAUUGGUAUUAGCCUACUGUUUUUCUGUUUCCUCCUUUUGUUUUUUUAAUGUCUGCCAUCACAUGGCAGUAUAUAAUCUUGUCUCUGAAGAGGAGAGUUCAUGUGUUUUAGUGGUAGGCAGCAUAAUUACAGCUUUAGAGGGUGACGGAGGAUGAUUUAUUCAUCAAGGAGAAUAUAAGAGAAACAAAAGAGGGGGGGUGCUUCAUCACGGUGAUCUACUCUACUGUAAUAUACUUUUUGUGCUUAGACUAUUUUGUUAGUGUAAAUCUUUGUGUGAGAUGUGUUCUUGUUUCAGGAGUUGCAGCAGAACCGCGCUGUGUAAGAUAUCUGUAGGUCAUUUUCACUUUGGGCUGGCAGAAAGACUUAACUUAACCACAGAGAACCGUCUUAUCAGGCUCUCCAGAAAAACAUGGCUGCAGCUCAUGGGACUUGUAUAUUUUACAUCUUUACAUUCUGCCAAAAUUCAGAAUAUUUAUCAACGUGUGCAGCAAAGCCAAAGGAAGCUGAGCUUAGAGGCUGUAAAGGUGGAACAAAACAAUCCCCACAGAUGACUGACUAACUAAUAUAUCAGAUGAGAUUGAUGGAGCUGAUUGUCAGUGCGACAGGAUGGCGGCCCAAACAGCAGGUUUUAUUCACGAUCUGGGGAAAUAUCGUUGAUUAUGUUUUUUAUGUUCAUCAGUGGGGAUGCAGCUCAUUUUCUGUGGCUCCCAGUACAUAAAGCCCUUGGAAGUUGUGAGAGGAAUCUUGGCCGGUGAUCUGUGGGGAUUUUCUGCUAAAGCUUGGCCUCUAAGCUAAGAAAAUGCGUUUCAUAAAGGAAGCUUAUUAAGACUGCAGCAAAUGUUCAGGGCUGAGAGCGUCAAGACAAAGAUUAAAGAGAUAAAUGGUUCAUUUUACAGCCAGAUUAUGAAACUGUAAAUGGUCACGGAAAGCACUUUCACUUCAGUAAACAUAUAUUUCAAACUGAGACUUUAGUGUGCAUGUAAGCCAUUGAGAUAGAUUAUAAAGUACUGUAUCAAACCUUCUUUCCCCCUCAAGCGAAUGUGUUUUUGGUUUUAGAUCUUUAAUGUGCCACGACCUGCAGUACCGACUUCUCAAAUACAAUCCACCAGGAGCGCUCGCUCGGUUGUUUUUUUUUUUUUUGGUCAAUCUGUUGUGUUUACAGUUUAAGCAGUGCCUUGGUUGGGAAGUUUGGAGGCCAAGAGUUUUUAGGAAGGGUUUUGAGCCCCCCCAAUACCCUUUCCCCAAUUGUCUCUUACUUAAAAUAACUUGAAAAGGAGGCACAACAAUUUGCUCUCUUGUUAUCAUAAUUAACAUUUGGUGCCAGUUAAGUGCACUUAAAUAAAAUCCUGAAAAUCCCUUAGCUGAACUGACGAUGCCUUUUUCAGCGCUACAUACAACCUAACAUGAGAAAUGGACAGGUAUCCAGUCAGAGUGGCAAUAAUAAGUUAUUACAGGUUGAUUUAAUUUGUUGGUGGACUUGCAACAGGAACCAGCAGAGAGAAAGCCAUGUGUAUGAAAUGAAAUGAAAUGAAAUGAGAUAUAUAUAUAUAUAUAUAUAUAUAUAUAUAUAUAUAUAUAUAUAUAUAUAUAUAUAUAUAUAGGUACAGAGUGAAUAUUUAGCUUUGUAGGGCACUAAUUAGAAUAAGCGCUUAUUCUUAAAUGAUGUGUGGUCUUGUAGUGAGAAGAGUAGCUGGAUAUAUUCUAAAAAAGCCUAUUUUAUAAAAAUGUAAAUUAGUCUAUAUUGAGAAAUAAAAGUGAAUGUACAUCUAUAAGAAAGGUAUUUAUAUAAAAAUAUGUUCCAAACUAUUAAUAUAAGCACAAUGUACUUCAAGAAAGAACGAUCAAAGCUAUAACCGAGUGUAACGGAAAUGGAUUUUCUUUUUUCCUUUCUUCCUUUAUUAAUCUAUCAGUCAUCCAACUUGUUGGCGUGAAAUCAGUAGUAGUUGUAGAUCAGCAGAUACUUGGCUGCUGUGUGAACAUGGAUGGUGUCAAGUAGUGCUGCUUUAAUGUCGCAUCAUCCAGACAGAAAUACCGUCGUUAGCAGAAAAGAGGCCACGGUCUUCACGUCUGGGGCUGACGUGCUGUCACUAUUCUCAGGUGAGCAUCAUAAAGGCAGUGCAGGGGUGUCUUUAAGAGCCUUGAACUGGUGUUUUGUAAUGUCUCAGCUUUGGAAAUUACAUUAAAAAAAUAACAGCUAAUAAAAUAUUCAUUACUAAACUAACAAACUGGAGAAAUCUGCAAUUAAUAGUCGGCAACCAAAGUUAUUUUACACAUCGAAGUGUGUUCAUGGGUGUCACGGCACAUCUGAGGAGAUGUUUAGUCUGAUAAAAGGUUUCAUAUCUCACUUGAGUUGACAUCCAUUGGUCCUGAAAAAUACAAGCCUUAAAAUGGGAAAAGGAAAAAUACACGUUUAAGUUGCUACAGAGCCUGAAACACGCAUCGUGCAUGGAGCUUUGAUAUGUAAAACCUGUGGGUGCUUGUUGAAGCUAAAAUAUGUAGGAAUACCACAUCUGACCACAUGGGGGCGUAUAGGUCUAUGGUGUUGACAGAAAAACCCCUAACAACACUGCACUUUGUUGUGUUUUACCAGAAAGUGACAGAUGAGCUCCUUGUGAUCGCCCCCUGUGGCCAGAACUGGUAUUGCUACAUCAAGUAGCUUUAACAGAAAAUUUUUCUAAAAAUACAGACAAUUACGGUUGCGUGGUCAGAUAUGGAGUUCAAUUCUUUAAAAAAUGUGGAAGCAACAUGUUAUCUACAAAAAAACUAGAUCAAAAUAAGGCAGCAGCAUAAUUUAUAAUUAAUAAUUAUGCACUUGAAAUCUUAAUAAUUUCAAGUGCAUAACUGUUAAGUUCACAAGUAUGAACAGUAAAUCUACUGCAAAAGGUUAAUUUAGUGCAAGUUAGUAAAAGUAAUCUAGUUAACCAAUCUUGAGCACCAGAAAUCAGCGCGCCAGUGUGGACGGUGGAUGAUGUUUGUUCGUUUCCCCUAAAAGCACAUUAGGAUAUAAAAGUGCCGUUUAUUUUUGCCCCCGGGGCCUUAAAAGGACCUGGACCUCACAACUCGAUAUCUUUUCGUUACAAGAUCUGCGUCAUUGUUGAGCGUACGAUUCUCUGAUCCAUUUCCGAACAACUUGGAUGCGAGUUCAUCAUCAGAGAGGCACCGUUGACUUUGUGCUGAGAGACGACGACAAAGCUUCUGUUUUCUAAGCAAUACAAGUAUGUGAACCCUUCCGAACCCUGACUGUCCAUGUCUGUGUGGCUUGCAGGUAGUGUGACUCUCCAGUGGCCUUUGGCAGACUAAAUGUAGGCUGGUUCGUGUCUUACAAAGUCCUUCUCUACUUCUGUGUGUAAUCACCCGAAAUACCUGCUUCUCUCUGUCAGCCUCACCUGCUGAGAUGAAAUCUGUCUGCCUUCAUGACCCGGACAGAAAAGCACUUCUCUGUCUCAGCUUCUACUCUGUCACGCUGAUGCACCAGCAGCGGUAGCUGUUUGUGAAGCAGAUCAAAACUUGGGAAGCUAAACAUCGUCAGGGUUUAGGGUAGAAGUAUAAAUCACAUCAUACUUUCUCAAUAACAAGGUUGUUUGUUUUUUUUAUUUGCUCUUUUUUUUUU